AGCUCUCACUGACUAGCGUUGUUCCCAGCUGGCCAUGUCCAACCACCUUUCUCCUGUGUUUGGGUUUGCAGGAGCCUUCACCACAAUGUUCACUAACAAGAAGCACUUCACCAACGCCAUCAUCGGGGCACUGGUCGCACUUUCCAUCAUUGCCCUUGUUCUCAGCCUGGUGAAGAUUGAAGAUGUCACCCUGCCACCCACAGUCAAGUAUGGGAUGGUGUUUGAUGCAGGCUCAUCCCACACCUCUCUGUUUGUCUAUGAGUGGGAUUCAGACAAGGAGAACAACACCGGUGUGGUCAGCCAGACCUUGUCCUGUGACAUCCAGGGGCAAGGCAUAUCAAGCUAUGCCAAUGAUCCCCCAAAAGCCGGUGAUUCCCUAAGAGAAUGCCUGGAUAAAGCCCUGAAGGUUGUUCCUGCUGCAAAACAGAGGGAUGUCCCAGCUUAUCUCGGAGCAACAGCCGGCAUGAGGCUACUGAGGGAACAGAAUAGCUCAGCGGCAGAUCAAGUCCUGGCCGAAGUUGCUAAAACCAUGCGAGAGUACCCCAUGGCUUUCAAAGGGGCUCGAAUCCUUACAGGAGAGGAGGAGGGGGCUUAUGGCUGGAUCACCAUCAACUACCUGCUGGACUCCUUCGCUAAGUACUCCCCCAAAGCACACACGUGGGUUCAUCCAGAGGCAGCCAGCAUUUUUGGGGCACUGGAUCUUGGAGGAGCAUCCACUCAAAUCAGCUUUAUGCCCCAAGGUUCCAUGAUAAACUGGAACGAAGCCUCCAAGUUCACACUGUAUGGCUAUAACUACAACAUCUACACACACAGCUACCUCUGCUAUGGGCAGCAUGAGAUGCUGAAGCGACUGGCAAAGGAAUUAAUUGUGGAGUCGCCCUCCAGCACGCGAGUCGAUCACCCUUGCUACCCCAAAGACUACAAUGAAACUCUCUCGCUGUCUUCCUUCUGCACGAGCCCUUGCACAAACCAGAGCGACCCACGCCUGCCCCUGGGUGACAGGAACGUGACCCUGGAGGGCAGGGGCAAUGCCAGCAGGUGCCUGGCUGCUCUCAAGAAGCUGUUCAACUUCUCGGCAUGUGGCCAGAGCCAGGAAUGCACCUUUGACGGCAUCUACCAGCCCCUGGUCCGAGGGCAGUUCAUUGCCUUCUCUGCUUUUUACUAUAACUUCAAGUUUCUCAACCUGACGGAGGGGCAGUCGCUGGCCACUGUCAGGGAGACCAUUGAGCAAUUCUGCAGAAGAAGCUGGGAAGACCUGUCUUCUAGCUACCCCCAGGAGAAUCCUGAGCGACUGCCUAAAUACUGCGCCAAUGCCAACUACAUCCUCACGCUCCUCCUCGAUGCCUACAAGUUCAAUGAGACCAGCUGGAAGAACAUCUUCUUCCAGAUGAAGGUGGGGGGCGCUGACAUCGGUUGGACACUGGGGUACAUGCUGAACCUCACCAACAUGAUUCCGGUGGAGGCUCUGGUGCGGGUGAAGGGGCACAUUCCUUCCCUGUGGGCUGCAGCCAUCGCCUUCAUCAUCCUCACCCUUGCCUUGGGGCUUGCUGCCCUGCUUCUGCUCUUGUGGGUGUAGGAGCCUCGCUGCCUUUCGGAGCCCAGCAGGUGUGCAUCAGGGCUGGAGGGCCAGCUGUGCUGGGGUCCCCCGUGCUUCUGCCUGCAGGACUGGCAGCCUGAGGCUGGCUCAGUGAUGCUGAUGAACAUGUUAACCUCUACAGCACCAAAGAACUGAGGUCUGGCCUCCCACGGGAUGGGCUCCCAACAUGCAGACAGGCACUAUGUGAGGUUUUCAGGGGGGGUCCGCUCCUGUGGAGACCUGCUGAGAUCAGAGCACGUGCCACAGAAGCCUCAGCCAUGCCUCUCUGCCUCCUUACACCACUAUGCCUGUUGCACAUAUUGCCUCCAUCCACCAGCUGGCACAUGGGGCCAUGGAGAGCCAGCUUGGCCAUGGAAGAGGUCCCCGAGUGCCAGAUGGCUAGUGCACAGCUGCAGGCACUUGGUGACAGGGUGCUGACCAUGGUUGCCAACAGCCAGGCAGGUCCUUGCCAGGUUUGUCAGCAUGAGGGCAUGCAAGGCUCUGCGGUAUGCCAGCUGGCUCUCCUGAGGGUUUGUUGUUUGGGCUUACCUGAUGGUCUUGGAGACAGAAGGAAAACUGAGCAUCCAAAAUCAGAAACAUGGUCCAUGCCUCCCCAGGGGGUCCAUCUCAUAUCUCAUCUCAUCUCAUCUCAUCUCAUCUCAUCUCAUCUCAUCUUCCUUUCUUUCUGGGACAAAGGGACUGAUGUUCCUGGGUGUCUUCCUGGAAACAACAUUGUCCCACCAGCAGAAGGCCUGGACACUGUGGGUGUCAGGCUGAGACUCCAGCAGCUGCAAGUUCUGCCCUGACCCUGUGCACACGGCUGAGCUGAGUCCUGCCCAUGACUACGCCCUUGCCUUUGCCUUUGGUUCUGAUCACUUGUUACCUGCCCUGUGGAUGACUCAUCUUGUUAUUUGCCUGCCAGCAGCAAGAUGACCUUUGGUGUCUGCAGAAAGGCAGGUGUCCCACAGCUCUCGUCAUCCAAAUAAACAUUGUAAAGGGCAGCAGAUGGGAAAAUACCUGCUACUUUGCUCCUGAACGGUUACAAUUUUAUUGCUUCCGUCUCCAGGUAAGGGCUGGUGAUGACGAUGGUGCCUCAGGGGAGAGUCAACAUUGCUCAGUGCUAUGGGAGAUGCCGCUGGAGACCCUGAAGUGUCUGCCAGACCUCUGAGAGGAGCUAGCAGGGCACCAGGACAGACCUUUUCCUUCUGAGGCCCAGGGUGUCUCACCUCACUCAUCCACUGGCUACCAGUGGGACUCCCCAGAACUGUAAGGGGGUCCCUGGGAGCUGCCCCUAACAUGUUCUGGCAGCAUUCCCCAAUCACCCUGUGCACUGGAAAGGGAGGUUGAGACGUCUGCCAGGCACAGACAGGGGGUGUAGCUGGACUGGAGAGGAACCUUGUGCAGGAAAGUAGGGGGCUGCUGCCAUCCCCCACCUCACAGGGCUUCUCAGUCCCAUCUAUGGGACCAGCUUCCCCCCAUAGCCCCAACACCGCUGCCCCCCUGGUGGGUGCUGGCCCUGGGCAAUGGAGACCCUCACCCUGGGAUGGUGCAGGACACAUCUGCCCACAUGGGGCAUGUGCCGCAGGCUGGAACCAGCCCCGGGCAUGAGCCCGUUGCUGCCGGACAGCCCUUCUCCCUGACCUACCGUCUCCAGCUGCCCCACAUCACUGUGGUGCCCAUGCCCCCAGUGCUGA
Molecule: messenger RNA, 3270 nt
Organism: Falco peregrinus (peregrine falcon)
Lineage: Eukaryota; Metazoa; Chordata; Aves; Falconiformes; Falconidae
Product: ectonucleoside triphosphate diphosphohydrolase 8
Exons: 9
Coding region: 35-1576 (513 amino acids)
Biological process (GO): nucleoside diphosphate catabolic process
Cellular component (GO): plasma membrane
Molecular function (GO): GDP phosphatase activity; UDP phosphatase activity
Source: RefSeq, a predicted model, not a curated record